Messenger RNA from Sporothrix brasiliensis 5110, 795 nucleotides. RefSeq lists its product as uncharacterized. The coding region runs from base 1 to 795 and encodes 264 amino acids. The transcript has a single exon. The record is from RefSeq and is a predicted model, not a curated record. Lineage: Eukaryota; Fungi; Ascomycota; Sordariomycetes; Ophiostomatales; Ophiostomataceae.
AUGGCCAACCCCAACCGGACGGACUACGAGGGCCCCGAGCUCUCGGGUCCUGGCAUUCUCUGGAUCAAUUCAAAAGUCACCGACCCGGCCACGCUGCCCGUCGACAAGUUCACUCGCUGGUACGAGGAUGUUCAUAUCCCGGAUAUCAUUGCUGCUCGCCCGGGCGGCAUUGUCGCGUCUUGGCGCUACCAGUGCACCGAUGCCGGGCGCGCAGCUCCGUUCCUAGCCGUGUACAAGUGCCCCGACAUGGGCUUCAUCCAGAGCACCGAGUUCAAGUCCAUCCCCAUGACGCACCCAACGCUGCCGGGCAAUGGGCCCAUCCAUCGCUAUGCCGACUUUGACGCCCGCUUCUACAAGCACGUGGAGACGUGGAGCAGCCCCGAUGCCGCCGACGGACGCACCGCAACGCUGAUAUCUGAGGCCAUUGAGCCGGCGACCAAUCUGAGCGCGGACGCGUUCAAUGCGUGGUUCCGCACGGAGCACAUCAAGGAGGUGGCGACGCUGCCCGGCUGGCGCCGCACGAGCCGGUUCGAGCUGGUGUUCAAAAAGGAGAGCAAAGACGACUCGGACAGCGCAGCUACGAUCACGCCGUACUAUCUGGCAAUGCACGAAUUUGCCAGCACCGAGGCCGUGCCGGCUUCUGGUGCUGUAGGAAGGUUUCCGGCACGACUGGUCGCUGCGUCCACGGCUGUUCUGGAUGGUGCGCGAAAGGUUGACGUCGCCGCGUUCUCGAUACUGCGCGGCUUUGGCGAUGUCGGUGCGCGCUGGGUCGACAGCGAUGAGAAGAGGGUGUAG